UCUUUUCUUUUUUGGGUUUCAGUCUGUCUGUUUGCAGUAUUACAGAGGAACAGUGUGGGAUCCUGACUUCGGCCCUGAAAUCAAACCCAUCACACCUAAGAGAACUGGACCUCAGUGUAAAUCCGAUUAGAAAUGUGGGAGUGAAUCUCUUAUCUGACGUACUGAAGGAUUCACACUGUAAACUGGAGACACUGAGGUUAAGCUGGUGUGAAAUGACAGAUGAAGGUUGUUCUGCUGUGACUUCAGCUCUGAACUCAAACCCAUCACACCUGAGAGAACUAAACCUCAGUGGGAAUAAACUAGGAGACUCUGGAGUGAAAAACCUCAGUGAUUUACUGAUGAAGCCACAACUCAUGCUGGAGGAACUACGCCUGUGUGGAUGCAGUAUUACAGAGGAACAGUGUGAGAUCCUGACUUCAGCUCUGAAAUCAAACCCAUCACACCUGAGAGAACUGAACCUCAGCUGGAAUAAUAUAAAAAACACAGGCCUAAAUCGCUUAUGUGACAUACUGAACGAAUCACACUGUAAACUGGAGACACUG
Messenger RNA from Danio rerio (zebrafish), 542 nucleotides. NCBI's taxonomy places the organism in Eukaryota, Metazoa, Chordata, Actinopteri, Cypriniformes, Danionidae. The record is from RefSeq and is a predicted model, not a curated record.